GUCCAAUCACCGACGCGAGUGCGAAGGAUGAUGAUCACAUGCAGGAUAUAAAACCCUUGUUAAUGCAUAUUGGUCGUAUCCUAUUUACGAUCUAUCUACUAGAGCGAUACAAACCAAAAAGCUGAUUGAUGGCAAAGCUUCCAGAUGCUGUAAGAGAUGCAGUUGAUACAUAAAUUACAUAGUUCAGUCCAGCUCCUAGCCAACCAGGACAGCUCUUGACCGCCUUUUUGUGCGCGUCCCGUUCCAUAAUAAUUAUAUAAAUCCUGCAAUUGUCAUGUUCGUCGAUGCGCUGCAGGUCCAUAGAGCCUCUCUCCCUUGAGAAAUUUGAUGCGUUGGGGACGAGACGCGGUUGGAUCCUUGGCUAGGUAUGAUGCGAGUGGGAGAGGCGGGCUGCUUAUCACCGGCAUGAGCAAACUGCAUCGCUGAUGGUUAUUCUGUCCGUCUGGAGACAUUCAAGUUGGACGUCAACAUGGCGAUGGAAUCGGAUGGAUACAAAGGUGCAGAGCGUUCAAGUGCUCAUAUGCAGACAAGCGCCCGUGGCCGUGAUAGGAUGCAUCUACAUGGCGCCCAUUUCUCUCCGCCUUUU
Molecule: messenger RNA, 586 nt
Organism: Trichoderma harzianum CBS 226.95
Lineage: Eukaryota; Fungi; Ascomycota; Sordariomycetes; Hypocreales; Hypocreaceae
Exons: 2
Source: RefSeq, a predicted model, not a curated record